This is a messenger RNA of Coffea eugenioides, 1592 nucleotides long. Its product is annotated as zinc-finger homeodomain protein 6-like. Lineage: Eukaryota; Viridiplantae; Streptophyta; Magnoliopsida; Gentianales; Rubiaceae. Gene Ontology annotation, biological process: regulation of DNA-templated transcription; regulation of developmental process. The transcript is spliced from 2 exons. Gene Ontology annotation, cellular component: nucleus. Gene Ontology annotation, molecular function: DNA-binding transcription factor activity; transcription cis-regulatory region binding. The coding region runs from base 439 to 1530 and encodes 363 amino acids. The record is from RefSeq and is a predicted model, not a curated record.
UCCCAAGUGAAUUUCAAGAUUCCUCUAAUUUUCUUACUCUGGAGUUUCCUGAAAUUAAUCCCUUCUAAGCAUGGACCUUUUAGACCAUUUCUGUAUCAAAUACUACCACUAAAUCGGCUUACGUAUUGAGAACGAGGUUGAAAAAUUAGUGAGAUGGGACCACUUGGUUUAGCACCAAAAACGUCCAUAUCAAGCUGAAAAGAAAGCACAUGUCUGAGAUUACUUAGUUGAUUAUCAUUUUAUCUCUUUGGUUUAUGUAUGCUCUGGGGAUUAGACUAGUCGAGUUGAUGCUCCGAGAAAAUUAGUGAUUAGCGCAGGUUCACAGUUAGAGAGAAGCUUAUGUUUUGCUGAUUAUGAUGAAGGUAAUCUGAGAGAGAGAGAGAUCAACAGCCGAGGUGGUUCAAAGAUCAAGGCUCACUACUGUUAGUAUCAAAAUCCAUGGAGCCAAGAGGGCAAGAAAAGGAUAUAGGCAGCCUCCCAUACUCGAUGGGUUAUAGUCCACCUUCAUUCACCAACGAAUCCUCAACCAAGCCGCCUUCAGCUCCGACUUUGGAUAGAAGAAGAAUUGAUGCCGGCCGCGGAAGUAUCAUCCCUAUCACCCCCAGUCCUAACCAAACCCUAGAUCAGCAGCAAAAUCCACCACAACAACAACUAUAUGCACAUAAAGACUCGAACCCAGAUCCAGAUCCAGUUCAAGUUACCAAUGCAACCCCCAUAAGUGGUGCAUCUAACUCGAAGACAGCGACAGUGGCAGCUCAACAGCCGCCACCAGCAGCAGCAGCUUCAGGAGCUAAUACAAUUACUCCUGGCUCAUCGGUUCGAUAUCGCGAAUGCCUCAAGAAUCAUGCAGCAAGCAUGGGAGGACAUAUUGUCGAUGGAUGUGGAGAAUUCAUGCCUAGUGGAGAGGAAGGUACUCCUGAAGCCUUAAGGUGUGCAGCUUGCGAUUGCCAUCGCAAUUUUCAUCGGAAAGAGGGCGAUGGCGAACCGCAAGCCGGUACAAGUGGCUAUUACACACAAAACCAUACGCCCAGACUGCACAAUAGUGCUCAUCAGGCGACACUAUUUCGUACUCAACCUCAAACUUCUCCCAUUAGAAUGCCGCCUCAGCAUCAUCAUCAUCAGCAGCACCAUAAAUUUGCUCAUAGUUAUUCCCAUGGUUUAACCGCUAGCCCGACAGGUCCUAUGGCGCCUAUCAUGAUGACUUUUGGAGGAAAUAGCGGAGGAGCUGCGGCGGAGUCCUCUAGUGAAGAUCUUAACAUGGUUCAGUAUAAUGCUGGAGGACAAGUAGUGCAGCAAGCGUUCUCGGUGUCGAGAAAGAGGCUUCGGACAAAAUUUACACAACAACAAAAGGAUGGAAUGAAUGAAUUUGCUGAGAAGCUGGGGUGGAAGAUCCAAAAGCAAGAUGAACAAGAAGUGCAGCAGUUUUGCAGUGAGGUAGGAGUAAAGAGACAGGUCUUCAAGGUUUGGAUGCACAAUAACAAACAAGCAAUGAAGAAGAAACAAAUGACAAGAAUAUUAAGAGAUCAAUAGGCGGAAAUCAGUUAUCACCCCAAAAGCCAAAAGGACUGAAGUGCACGAGAUGAUAUGGAUAU